UUUCAUGUAACACUGACAUGGUGCUGCUCAUCCUCCUCAUCUUUCUACAUUUUCUGGAAGUUCAGCCUCAAAGUUUGCCGCAGGCCAAGCUGACAAUAUUUCCAACAUUUGCUACUGAUGAAGAAGAGGUGCAGAUGGUCUGUGGAGGUCAUGAGAAUCAGCACAUGUCUGAGUGCACGUUUUACCCUGCCGGACAGGAGAACUUUAUAAAACCAAGUGCAUCGUGUAACUUCUUCAUUACCGUUGCCGAUCUAAUCGCAUGGUCACAAGAUCAAGAGAGUUCAUAUGUCAACAUAUCCUGCUACUAUACUGUGCAUAGCUUAGGAGAAAACACAACAUCACCUCAUUCUGACAUAGUCUCAGUAAGGAUCAGAGUAGCUUUGGCUAUAACAUCCAGUACUGAAAUCAUAACAGAUCCGAUAACCGCAUCCUUGGAAUCGACUAUGCUUACUGAUAUUACAGAACAUGCAUCAGCUUUGACUGUAACAUCCAGUACUGAAAAUACAACGGAUCUAAUAACCAAUAUGUCCAGUCUAACUACCAGUGACAGCAAUAUUUUAACAGAUCCUGCAAAUGUUUUCCCGGGGAUGACUGAAGCCCCUGAAAUCAAAAAGUACUCAAAAAUGUUUUUCUUCUUUGCUGUGGUUGCAACUAGUGGAGGAAUUGUACUAACUGUAGUUCUGGGCUCCUGUUUGUACGGAUGUACACGAAAGUCAAAGACAGAGAGGAUUUGGAUCAAAUCCAACAGCAAAAAACAUGGACCUUCUUUACCAAUGGCCAGUUCAGACUCAUCUGGAGAGGGAGAUGCAUUGCUUUACACAACCAUCAACUUCAUACAAUUCCCAUAACCACCAGGAAACAGUGAAGAAUCAGUGCAAACUGAGGUAGAACCGAAUCAUUUGUAUUACACCCUCCUCACCAAACCGACCAUUUUCAGUAACAACAGGACUCUUUACAGUCAGCUGAAGGUCCGCUGAGAGAAUACAACUCUGCCUGACCAGAACUGAUCUGUCUUAAU
Messenger RNA from Labeo rohita (rohu), 1018 nucleotides. RefSeq lists its product as uncharacterized. Bases 18 to 848 code for a protein of 276 amino acids. The transcript is spliced from 14 exons. The record is from RefSeq and is a predicted model, not a curated record. NCBI's taxonomy places the organism in Eukaryota, Metazoa, Chordata, Actinopteri, Cypriniformes, Cyprinidae.